This is a messenger RNA of Aaosphaeria arxii CBS 175.79, 1848 nucleotides long. RefSeq lists its product as uncharacterized. NCBI's taxonomy places the organism in Eukaryota, Fungi, Ascomycota, Dothideomycetes, Pleosporales. The coding region runs from base 158 to 1591 and encodes 477 amino acids. The transcript has 2 exons. The record is from RefSeq and is a predicted model, not a curated record.
AGGCCUCGACCCUCAUCGAGCAUAAACCGUUACAGCGACUUCUCGCCCUGCCUCCGGGACUACGUAACUGUAGCUUGCUUUCAGCAGCCUCAGCUCCAGCUCCUCCCUUCCAUUAAUUGGCACGUUUUCUUCUCGUGCCGUCCCUCUUCGAACCGACAUGUCAUCGGUUCACUCUCGCAAUCACUCCAAAGCAACGUCUGCAACUUCAUCCUUCAACAUGAUUCUCGAACAUGUCUUGCAAUAUCCCGGUAGUUAUGAGAUCCCACUACGGACCAUGUACACUCUCAACUGCAACCCCCGCGCUCAGCCUCUCCCAAGGGAUUCCACUCGGACUUCGACAACCUCUGGUUACUCUGCCAAUUCCGGCAGUGCGUCACCCGUCUCUGGCCAGAUGGCAUGGAAUGAUACCGAGUCUUCGGCCAUGGAUUUUACCUCUCAACUCAUGAACCACAUUGGAUCGCUUCCGUCCCAAACCAACUCUCUUCCCCCGCCUUUCAUCAUCUCAUUCGUCUCUCGCUGCUUUCAUCCUGACCUGUCGUUGGUCGACUUCCCUCAGGCCCUGACUGCAUUGGACUAUCUGCGAGAUCUGGAGAAGAGGAGGUGCAAGGAGUUCAUCGCCGCCUUUGAGAGGCUUGGAAUUAACUUGGAGAACUUCGAAGACGACAUUGAGCAAGUGGCUGAUAAGUAUCCUGGCGUCGCCCUCUGGGCAAAGAAUAUGCAGGGAAAGAACAAGAAGGCAGAGACGUACUACGCUCACAUCUACCUUACUCUGCGCCGUUGGAUCAUGAUCAAUGAACUCUCGAUUCAGCCAUUCAACAAACUUAACUGCCUCGCCAUGCUCAACACUCUUCUGCCUCCUCAGUCGCCCAGUGGCAACUCUGUGCUCCCCUCGCCCUUGUUGCAAGCCUCUACCUUGAAAGAGGAACGUGAUUGCUUUUUCGAGUACAUUGGGCGUGUCCAGAAGAGGGGCCCUCGAGUCCUCCAAGAGAUCGUCAUGUUCGGCAAGGGCGAAAAGGACGCCAAUGGCUGGUAUCCCGUGCAGAGGUCCGUUGAUAAGUAUCUUCGUGUCGCCAAGAAUACGAUCGAUGACUGCCUUGCAACUACCGGCAUUGAGACCUUCACACCGGCAGAGGGUGAGAGGAAAGGAAAGAAGACAGACUCUGGAGUCAGCUUUGGAUCCGAGCGCAGGCCAAGCACCAUCGACAGUACCGCAGACAAGGUACUCCCGAACAUGCCCAACGAGGCGUUGCAAGCCCACAAGGGCUUGAGCAAGCUCGAGCGCAUCACGAGAGAGUUCAAGCGCAUGCGUGUCAAGACGAGGCCAGAUGUAGAGGAAAUUGUCAAAGUGGAGAGGCACGCUGCCGUCGAUCAAAUCCCCAUCCCUGGCGACAAAAGCAAGAAGUCCCUCAAGAAGGCCCGCUCAUUCGCAAACCUUGGUGGCCUCCGGGCCGCAAAUGCUAGCUCAACUUCCUUGACUAGUGGAAGCAGAAAAGGCAGCGAUGCCAUGGGCUUCGAUGCAGAGGCGAUGAAACGACACCGAAAGCUCUAUGACCAGACGCAGGCGCAAAAGAGCGCGAAGCAUAUGGCGUGAUGUCAGGGCACGAUUCUUGGAUGCGGUUACUGACCAGUACGGAUUCUGGCUCAUAUUGCCACCUUUUCUUUUCUUUUCUUUUCCUUUUCUUACGACUCAGCUGGGGUUCGGCAGCACAGUGCGCAGGUCUGCACAGGGAUCGGGAUCUCGAUUUCCUUUCUGGUAAGACACUGCCUCUUUCCCACCCCUGCCAUGCAAAUACACAAAACUACCUCCGUUGCUUUUUUCUUCUUCUUGUUUUUAUUAUCAUCAAAGCG